Messenger RNA from Prunus persica (peach), 1655 nucleotides. Its product is annotated as protein-tyrosine-phosphatase IBR5. The coding region runs from base 597 to 1418 and encodes 273 amino acids. Lineage: Eukaryota; Viridiplantae; Streptophyta; Magnoliopsida; Rosales; Rosaceae. Gene Ontology annotation, molecular function: protein tyrosine/serine/threonine phosphatase activity; MAP kinase phosphatase activity. The record is from RefSeq and is a predicted model, not a curated record. The transcript has 6 exons. Gene Ontology annotation, cellular component: nucleus. Gene Ontology annotation, biological process: auxin-activated signaling pathway; abscisic acid-activated signaling pathway; protein dephosphorylation.
CAGAUGGUAUGAUGUGAUUGGGGAGGAGGUAAAUGGGCCCCAAAACAAUAGGUGGUCCAAAUGAACACCAUGAUUGGGUACUAAUGGGUGGGGCUUGGGGAAAAGCCCUCCUGUGGAUGAUGAUCAUCAAAAGAAAAGGAAAUCUGGGCUUUUCUGUACUCUUAUCACACGGCCUUCAACAACAAGAAGGAGAAUCUCAAAGCAGCAAAACAAAGCAAGUGAAACAAUUCAGACCCAAAAAAAAAAAAAAAAAAAAAAAAAAGAAGUUAACCAACAAACACAGAAAACCCCAAAAAUUUCUCCUGUGUUCUAAUAGCUAUCCAUCUAAGACUUCCACGUCUUCUGUAAAUAGGGAAUGAAAUAAAAUAUUCAACAAAUAUAUAUAAAGACACUGCCCUGAUCUCAUAGCUUUUCCUGUCUUUCUUCUUUCUCCUACUGCUGUAUCACACCGUUAUUAGGACAGCGUUUGUCAGUGAGAGAAGCCCAAAGCCAAAACGCGAAUCCGAGAACUCAAAACUCAUCAUCUAUCUGAUAAAAAAGAGGCUUCCUUAAGUCUUUUUCACAUCUGGGUCGGUGUCUAAUCGCUGCCUUAGGCUAUGAGGAAGAGGGAGAGGGAGAAUCCAUGUGGGGUUUGUGGCCACUAUCACAAAUACGAAGAAGGAGAGGUCUGUGGGGUUUGUGGCCAUCGAAUGCCGGAUUUAUCUGACAAAACUUCGAUCCCAGUGAGUGCCUUUCCUUCUGCGAUCGUGCCAGAGUUUCUCUAUUUGGGUAGCUACGAUAACGCUUCGCGCUCUGAGCUUCUCAAGACUCAGGGAAUCUCUCGUGUUCUAAACACGGUUCCAGCUUGUCAAAAUCUUUACAAGAACUCUUUCACUUAUCACUACCUCCAAGAUGACAAAAUUUUGCAAUUUGAGGAUGCAAAUCAAUUUUUAGAGCAGUGUGAAAGGGACAAAGCUCGUGUUUUAGUGCACUGCAUGUCAGGGAAAAAUAGGUCGCCGGCUAUUGUAAUAGCUUAUUUGAUGAAAUCCAGAGGAUGGAGACUUGCCCAGUGUUACCAGUGGGUGAAAGAACGGAGACCAUCUGUUGAAUUAAGUGAAGCUUACUACCGGCAACUGCAGGAGUAUGAGGAGAAGAUCUUUGGAUCAGGUGGUAGUGGCAACCCAACUUUGCCAGCCUUCCCACCGGUAGUAGCUGCACCUUCGUUCAGCUUUGGAUUCCCAAGAGUUCAUGAUUCAGUUCCUAUCCCUGCAUUUAACAAUGUUGGCACGACCUCCAUUUUUUCCCGGCCUGCCCUAGAUAUUCCUCCGCUGGAGUUUACAUUUGGAGCCAGCCAGGCUCGAAAUGAUAUCUCCGGGAGUACUUUUGGUGCGAGUCCACCAAAUUCAAACACAAGUGAUAUUUCAAUGGAUAGUUCUUGAAUUUCCUGUUUUUGAAAACCCCUUUUGCGGAUCAACUGUGGAGCAAAGUAUCCUGCCUGACUCCGAUGAGUUUUAUUAAUAUCUGGAUGUAAAUUGGGAGUGACCGCUCAUACUACAGUAUAUAAGAUUUGACAGGGUGAUAAGGAUGGAUGUCUUUCUUUUCUCCAGUCUCAGUUCUUUAAGUGGAACUAUUUUUUUCAUUCACGCAUGGCCUAAUACAAAGUUAUCUUCACUACA